GCGGGCGGGGGCGGCCUCGCGGCCGGGAGGGCCUCUGCGCAGCCGGGCCCCAGCGUCCCGGCCUCCCUUAGCGGCGGGAAUGCCCUGCCCUCCCUCCCGGCUUGCCUCUGCCUGCGGCACGUCUGCCCGAUCCACCGCCGCCCUCUCCCCGGCUCCCUUUAUCUGGCUCCCUCUGGCACCCAGAACACGGAAACAGAAGGAAAUGGCCCUCCGAGAAAGCUGUCACUUUCACUGUCGCAAAGAAGCUCGCGCCGGGAGCCCCUCCUUUAGCUUGGGUCGAAGAGCCGGGCUCGGUCAGGUUGUUUCCGUUUAACUGUAGUGUUUCUCCCAGCCUCCUAACAUCCUUCUCUGCUCUGGUCCAGCCUCUCUUAAUGGUCUAUGUGGCAGUGUUUCGGCAAGAACAAGGCUUUAUGUAGGUUUAACGACCUACCGAGGCCUUCCUUCCACAGCCAUUGCACGGACAUCUCCCAGGGGCUAGGCACCGUGUGAAGUGCUAGAGUGACAGCGUUGACCGAGACAGAUUCAGUCCUUCUGGAGACGGUUGUGGCUGUCAGAAGUCUAAAAUGGACCAGCAGGGAAGAAUCUACAUACUUGCCUUUUCUAGCUUCUAGAGGCACCUGCAUUCCUUGCUGGUGGCCCCACAUUACACCAAUCUCUGCUUCUGUCGUCGGCAUCUCCUUCUCUCACUCUGACCCUCCUGCCUUCCUCUUAUAAGACCUGUGGGAUUACAUUUGGCCCACCUGGAUAAUCCAGGAUAAUCUUCCCAUCUCAAGAUCCUUAAUCACAUCUGCACAGUCGUUUUUGCCGUGUAAAGCAGCAUAUUCACUGGUUCUGAGGAUUAGGAUGUGGACAUCUUUGGGGGACCAUUAUCCUGUCUACCACAGAUAGUAAUUCCAGCCUAACAGAAAUGUAAUAUGCAUUAUAUAAGAUGCAUGUUCUAAUCAUGUGCCUUUGUAGGCUUCAGUAGACUUUCUGUAUAAUAGAUAUUGGAGACCAGUUAGAUAGUGGAUAAUAUUAAAUACACUUGGGAUUUUAUACAGUGAAACUUCAUAAUAUUUCCCUCAAAGAAUAAGUUCCUACAUAUAAUAUUGGAAAAGGCUUCUAAAAAACAUUAAAGGUCUCAUGCUGCUGCUCUUUUUGAAGAAGCUCUUUACUAAUUUUUUAUCAAGUCUUUGUAAUUAGCUACAAAGUAGGUAUUUAGGUAUAUAUCAUUCUACUUUAUGAAUUUUUUAAAAGCGCAAGGAAAAGUGACCACAUGUAAGACCACUCAGCAAAUCAGAGGACAGACAGAGCCGGUGAUUAGAGCUUCCAGGUGGGCAUUUGGGUUCAUGAUCUUCGUAUCUGCUUGACAACUCUGUCUCCUGUAUCUCCAUAUAGGACUAUUACUAAGCCUCGUAGAGAUUAAAGUGUAUUUGAGUGUGACAGCUGCACAAGAAGUGAAAAGUAAUAAGGAAGGUGCAGGGACUCCAGGAAGUAGACCCUGCAUACGGUUAAUGAAACUUAUCUGCCAUCUUGCCCAAUUAUCCUAUGUCAAAGAUGCUCUUAUUUUCUGUGUUUAAACGUUUCCAUAACGUUGGUCACAAGGGGUUAUAUCAACCCACUUCCAGUGCCAUAUGCUGUUGGGCAACUGGAUUUCUUUUUAACCAAGCAAUGGAAAAAGGCAAUGACCAAAAAUUGUCCUGUAUUGCAAAAAGGGCAAGUCAUUUCAUAAAAGGAGCAACUGAAACUUUUAAAUCUAUAUCUGUUAAGUGGAUUAAAGUAUUAUGUUAAUUUUUAACUUUUAGGCUAUCAUUAAAAAUGUCAAAUGAUUCUCCAGUUUCUAAGUGUAUCAAGACCAAAUAAUGAAUUUUAAAAUUGAAAAAAUAUUUAAUCUAGAAAGCAAGUGGCAUUAUGUCUACUACUGGGGGAAAAGGACAUCUUGAAUGGUUGAAAUGAAGAUAUCGAGAGACAGUGACUCCUGACCCGGAAAAGGAUUUUGAAACCUAACAGCGGUUAAUCAGGCACUGCCUUAACCUCAGCCCACCACUCAGGCUGUCUGAAAUCUGAAGAAUAUUAGAUCCGUCAGAGUGAAAAGCAGUCCUCUGCCAGUUCCUCCACAGCGCUCGAGCCAAGUUCCCCACCAGCCCUGCAUCUGCAGGAGUGUCACUAGAUCACUGCAGCUCCAACUUGGAUCAGGGCGGGCUCAGCUCCACAUAGCGUCCUUCCAGAAACCUGGGCUGAGAGAGCCUCCACCCUCAGGGACACCCCAGUCAUCGUGGUGGAAAGAGAGCAUGGCAAGUUGCCCAUCUAAGCAUUUAUACAGGGAGUCUCUAUAAAGAGCUGCCUGCCAGCUGCCCUUCCCCAGAUCCUGAAUGCACUCCUGGCUGGGUGGAGCAGAGAACAGUCACUCUACUGGUCAUGCUGAGCUCAUACUCUGAUGGCUGUUCCAUGAGGUCAAGGCUGGGUCCCUUCCCUUCUCCUGCUUUACCAAUGCCUGGUCUCAUGGGGUUAGUUUUGAGCCCAACACCAUGGCAUCGUCAUCCUCCUUCCCAGCUCCUCGAUCCCGGUCCAGGAAGCCUCUGGGCAAGAUGGCUGACUGGUUCAGACAGGCCCUGUCGAAGAAGCCCAAGGUACCUGUCUCUCCAGAAAGCACCCCUAGUGAUGUGUCACAGCCGAGCUCACAGGACAGCAACCCACCUCAGUGCCUCAGCUCAGUCGUGUCUCCCACUCCACCACCAACACACAUGGGCACCAGCAGUAGCAGCAGCAGCAGCGGCCGCUGGAGCAAGGACUAUGACGUCUGCGUGUGCCACAGUGAGCAGGACCUGGUGGCCGCCCAGGAGCUGGUCUCCUACCUGGAGGACAGCCCUGCCGGCCUGCGCUGCUUCCUGCAGCUUCGGGAUGCAACCCCAGGUGGUGCCAUUGUGUCUGAGCUGUGCCAGGCACUGAGCAAUAGUCACUGCUGUGUGCUGCUUAUCACCCCAGGCUUCCUCCAGGACCCGUGGUGCAAGUACCAGAUGCUGCAGGCCCUGACCCAGUCCCCCGGGGCAGAGGGCUGCACCAUCCCCCUGCUGUCAGGCCUCACCAGAGCCGCCUACCCCGCUGAGCUCCGAUUCAUGUACUUCGUGGACGGCCAGGGCCCUGACCACGGCUUUCGCCAAGUCAAGCAAGCUGUCAUGCGUUAUCUGCAGACCCUCAGCUGACACUUGUUAUAUCACCAGGGGCCCCAGAAAGUUGGAGCAAAGUUGGAAAUCAAGUUAGAAAGCCCAGGGCCCGGCAGGGCCUUGGGUUCCAGCAGAUGUGAUAAGGUGUAAGGAGCCAGUUAGCAGCACUUUGUAUGUGAUCCUGGGAUCAGAUUGUGCCUCAGGCUUGCAUUACUGUGGGCUCCCCAGGAAGGCCACGGGGAUGCUGGGGACUCCCCCAGGAAGGCCAUGGGGAUGCUGGGGACUCCCCCAAGAAAGCUGUGGGGAAGCUGGGGACUCCCCAGGAAGGCAGUAAGGAAGCUGGGGACUCCCCAGGAAGGUCAUGGGGAAGCCAGAAAUUGGAGGUGGGAGGAGGAGGAGGUGCUGAUACCAAGAUGAUUACCAACGUUUUGCCUCCUGCCUAACUGGACAUGAAGCCUGGCGUAUACCUGUGUCUUCCUCCCCUGGAGUCGGGCGCUGGUGUAGAGAAGCAUUUCUCCUCAAGAGGCGACUCACCUGAUUAAUGAGCUGGAAGCCUGGACUGUGUGCCUCAGCGUGUAUGGUUUUCCCAGUCGAGCAUCGAGUCCUUCACACUCACUUUACUGCCUUUCUCUUUCCCAGGGACAUCAUUCAUUUCAGUAAGCUACAUGAAGAUGCAUUCAGCACUGUACUCCAUUUAUUUUUAUUGCAUGGGUGUCAUUGAAGACUCAAACCUAGAAACCGUUCUGAAUAGAAGGAGAGGGCAGGGACCAGGUAGGGUGAAGAGGAGGAAAGCUCAGACCUUCACCUGGCAUCAAAAGCCCACCCACUGAUGCUUUGACUUAGGGGGGCCUCAUCAGGGGUCUGGCUGGAGCUCACGCUUUUACCUCUGCACUGAGAGGGACUGGCGUUUUUCUUCUGGCAGCUGACUAUGCACCUUGUAGGACAGGCAAGGUUUCAUUCAUCAGUUCUCAAUAAAAUUUUUCUUUGCCACAGCCACCUCCCCCUACUCAAUAAAAAUUUGUUGUUGAACCAAAAUGAA
Equus quagga is the source of this 4182-nucleotide messenger RNA. It is a transcript of the gene TIRAP, whose product is annotated as TIR domain containing adaptor protein. Gene Ontology annotation, biological process: signal transduction. Lineage: Eukaryota; Metazoa; Chordata; Mammalia; Perissodactyla; Equidae. The record is from RefSeq and is a predicted model, not a curated record. The transcript is spliced from 7 exons. The coding region runs from base 2508 to 3182 and encodes 224 amino acids.